UUUACAAAAACCAUGACCAUUGUGAGCUUGGUCGUUAAAGUUAGUACACGCUUAUUUUCUCUCUUGCAUUACAUCUGAUAGAAUCACAUUAUCUUUAAUUAACAGUCAGUUCUGUUAUAUUUAAUACAAUUUCUAAAAUAUUUUGCGUGUGUACCUCGUUUGUUUUCGAGUGUCCUCAGACUGGCAUUACGUCACAACCAAACACAACCUGUAAGACACAAACAACAAUGUAAGACUACAAAAGAAGUAGUAGCUCCGUAAGAAGUAGAAGCUCCAAGAAAUCGAAAAUCAUGAUGGGGAAUUAUGGAAAGAGGAACUGAGAUCAAGUCAGAAAAAAUACCCGUCACGAGUUUGUUUGAUAUUUGUGAGAUACCAGAUAAAGCACUCACAGGAUGAGAGGAAUUGUAGCAUUUUACGUUACCUAUCUGCUGUGCUUGGUACUGGGGAUUGUCUGUGUGGUAUUAGUAGCAUUCUGGAAUUACACCUACCGAGGUGGAUUUGCAUGGGACGGUUCAGCCAAGCAGUUCAACUGGCACCCGGUCUUCAUGGUCACUGGAAUGGUGGUUCUUUUUGGGAAUGCGGCUGUAGUGUACCGUAUUCCUCUGACAUGGGGUCACAAUAAGCUCCCGUGGAAGCUGUUACACGCUGGGCUUCUGCUCCUUUCUCUCAUUCUGUCUGUUCUCGGGCUUUGUGCUGUGUUCGACUUCCACAACAAAAACCAAACACCCAACCUCUAUUCCCUCCAUAGCUGGGUGGGGAUUUGUACUACUGCACUUUUCACUGCACAGUGGGUCAUGGGUUUUACCGCGUUCCUCUUACCUUGCGCCCCAAUGGCUGCACGUGCCCUUAUAAAGCCAGCUCAUGUAUGGAUGGGAGGAAUCAUCUUGGUACUGAGCAUUGUAUCUUGCAUCUCAGGGAUCAACGAAAAGCUAUUUUUUGCACUAAAAGGAAACACCAAUCAGACGCUGGCUUAUUCUUCAUUACCACCAGAGGCAAUCGCUGCAAAUUCUUUGGGAGUCGUCAUUGUGGCGUUUGGAUUGGUUGUUUUGAAAAUCUUGUCCAAUCAGAUAUGGCAGCGUCCUGAGCCAGGUUAUGACGAGGGAGUUUACAGGCCCCUGGCAUAUGAUGGAAGCUGAUGUCUUAAAGCUGAAUGUCUGAAAAUGUUGUAUUUAUUUGAAUUCUGACUGAUCAGCUCUCUUCAGUCGAAUCAAAGUUAUCUUUAUGUGCUUUUGCUUAGAUUUGAUUGUGUUGCUGCUGGUGUUAAAAAUUGUGUAGAGCAAAGGCAAAAUAUCAUAAAUAACCACUGCUUAUUUUUCAGUGUUUUGUGCUAAUUUAUUAUUAAAGAAGGCCUCUGUAUAUAAAAAUUAUUAAAAUAAUUUUAUGACACAUCAAUGUUUGUGUCUUUGAAGGAAAACCAGAUGAAGGUAUUUCCUCUUUGUUUCUCAAACCGGUUCAAACCGGCUGGGAAGGGCAUUCAAAAAAGGCAGGGACAAACCACCACGCGUCAUCAUCAGCGAAUAACCAAUAGGAAACCAAGACAGUCUCGGACCAAUCAAAGCGCUAGGCAGAGGUCUUCAAAAUUUACAUAUUUCGGUAAAAAUCCAAAUCAGUUAUCGUUUGAUAGUUUGAAAUAUACGCAAUAAAACACACAUGUAAUGCAAAUCCAUACCAAAUUAGGUUUCAAAAGUAAUGUAAUUAUACUCUGAAAAACCAGCAAAUAUCAUUUUAAAAGGAUAUAGGAUCAUAAGGAGGUCUGUCCUAAUAACUGAAAGCACGCUUUACACUUGUUUAUUUUCGUUUAUACAGUCUAUGGUUUAUUUGUUAUACAAAUUCUUCCAUUCCAUGGUCUGUACUAAAAAAUAAAAUAAAAAACGGAAGCUCAA
Messenger RNA from Pimephales promelas (fathead minnow), 1883 nucleotides. NCBI's taxonomy places the organism in Eukaryota, Metazoa, Chordata, Actinopteri, Cypriniformes, Leuciscidae. The record is from RefSeq and is a predicted model, not a curated record.